UGCGUGCGGCGCCAGGACUCGGGGAGCGGAAUGGCUGAGGCAGUCACAUUGUAGCCGUAGUAUCGCUGCGGUCCCGGGCGCUGCGGCCGGAGGAGGUUUCCCUCUUGUUUGUUUUGCGAUUCCCUGUGAGAGAGAAGUGCGGGCUCCGGGGGGAGCGCUGUGAACUGUCGCACGGACACGACCGGGGGCUGCUGCCGCCGCUGAGGAGGAGGAUGACGAGCCGCCCCGGGUGGCUCUGGGCGCCGGGCGCCUUUCUGCUGCUGCUGCUGCUGUGGGUCUCCCCGUCCUCAGGUGGGCCCAGCGGGGUCUCCUCGCCGCCCCCCUGCCCGGUGCCGUGCCGCUGUAACGCGGAGAGAGGAGUGGACUGCUCCGGGAGAGGACUGGUCGCGGUACCGGAGGGGCUGAGCGCCUUCACCAACAUGCUGGAUAUCAGUAUGAACAACAUCACAAAGUUGCCAGAAGGUGCAUUCAAAGGCUUGCCUUACCUUGUAGAAUUGCGGCUGGCGGGCAAUGACCUCUCUUUCAUCCAUCCCAUGGCCUUGUCUGGCCUGAGAGAACUCAAAGUUCUGACUCUUCAAAACAACCAGCUGAAGACUGUCCCUAGUGAGGCUUUGAAGGUCCUGGGAUCCCUUCAGUCACUGCGACUAGACGCGAACCACAUUGUCAGCGUGCCAGAUGACAGCUUUGAGGGUCUCGUGCAGCUCAGGCAUCUAUGGCUGGAUGACAACAGCUUAACGGAGGUGCCUGUGCGUCCACUCGGCAACCUCCCAUCCCUGCAGGCCUUGACACUGGCUCUGAACAAAAUCGCUCACAUACCAGAUUACGCCUUCUCCAAUCUCUCCAGCCUGGUCGUCUUACACCUUCACAACAACAAGAUCAAAACCCUCGCACCGCACUGCUUUGAUGGGCUGGACAGUCUGGAGGCGCUUGACCUGAAUUAUAAUAACCUCGUGGCGUUCCCGGAUGUCAUAAAGUCCCUGAGUAAUUUAAAGGAGCUAGGCUUCCACAGCAAUUCCAUUACUACAAUUCCUGAUGGAGCGUUUGAGAAAAACCCUCUACUGAAAAGCAUACAACUUUACGAUAAUCCUUUGUCUUUCGUUGGGAAUUCAGCUUUCCAGAACUUAUCAGACCUCCGCUUCUUGGUAAUCCGAGGGGCGUCUGACAUCCAGUGGUUUCCAAACCUGACGGGAACGGUCAAUCUUGAAAGCCUGACCUUGACCGGCACCAAGAUAAGAAGCAUCCCACUGAACCUGUGCCAGGAGCAGAAGAUGCUUCGAUCUCUGGACCUCUCUUACAACGAGAUUACAUCACUGACCGGACUGAAGGGCUGCGGCUUGCUGGAAGAAGUUUCCCUGCAGCACAAUCAAAUCACAGAGGUUCAAAACGAGUCUUUACAAGGCCUGACCUCCCUCCGCAUCCUGGACCUCAGCAGAAACUCCAUCAGCAGGAUCCACAGUGACGCCUUCAGCACUCUGACCUCAAUAUCCAAACUGGACCUGAGUUUUAAUCAGUUGUCGUCGUUUCCAACCGGAGGACUGCACGGCUUAACUCAACUGAAACUCACAGGAAAUCCGACCUUUAGAGAUUCACUGUUGGCUAAAGACUUUCAAAAGCUGCAGUCGGUGUCUGUUCCAUACGCCUAUCAGUGCUGUGCGUUUUCGGCUUGUGACUCUUACACAACCUCCACUGCGGAAGAUGAUGGAUCAAAGUACCAGAAGCUUCUGAUGGAUCAUGAAAAAGGAGCCAUUGAAGACUACGUAUCUGAGGAAGUAAAAGACCAUGUGCAAACUGUUGUUCAUUGCAACCCACCUACAGGCGCUUUUAAACCCUGUGAGUUUCUGCUUGGCAGCUGGAUGAUUCGACUCACCGUAUGGUUCAUCUUCUUGCUAGCUGUCAUCUUCAACAGCAUUGUCAUCAUGACUAUGUUUGCUUCCUGUUCCACCAUGUCCUCCUCCAAGCUCUUAGUAGGUGUCAUUGCCGUCUCCAAUCUUUUCAUGGGCAUAUAUACAGGAAUUUUGACCGUAUUGGACACGGCCUCUUGGGGACAGUUUGCGGAGUUUGGCAUCUGGUGGGAAACUGGCAGCGGAUGUAAAGUGGCUGGCUUCCUGGCAAUUUUCUCUUCGGAGAGUGCCAUUUUCUUCUUGACCUUGGCAGCCAUUGAACGGAGCUUGUCUGCAAAGGAUAUAAUUAAGAAGGAGAAGAGCCAACAUUUAAAGAAAUUUCAAAUAGCUUCAGUCAUUGCUCUGUUCCUUGCAAUAGGAGCAGGAUGUUUGCCUUUGUUUCACGUUGGGGAAUUUUCUUCCUCUCCUCUGUGCUUGCCUUUCCCAACUGGAGAGACGCCAUCUUUAGGCUUUACAGUAACGUUGGUUCUCCUAAACUCCUUGGCGUUUUUGGUGAUGGUUAUAACCUAUACAAGACUAUACUGCACUUUGGAGAAAGAAGACCUCUCUGAGAACGCAGAGUCCAGUAUGAUCAAACAUGUCGCCUGGCUCAUCUUCACCAACUGCAUCUUCUUCUGCCCCGUGGCCUUCUUCUCCUUUGCACCACUCAUCACUGCAAUAUCCAUAACCCCUGAAAUCAUGAAAUCUGUAACACUGAUAUUUUUCCCAUUGCCAGCCUGCCUCAACCCGGUGCUGUAUGUGUUCUUCAACCCCAAGUUUAAGGAAGACUGGAAGCUACUAAGGUGGCAUAUCGCCAAGAGACGUGGCUCGGUCGCAGUCGCCACCAACGCCCAAAGAGGAUGCGUGACUCAGGAUUUUUACUAUGACUUUGGAAUGUAUUCUCACCUACAAGGCAACUACGCGGUGUGCGAUUACUGCGAGUCGGUGCUCCUAAAAAAUCCUCCGCCUUGUAAACACUUGAUAAAGUCUCAGAGUUGUCCAACGUUGGCCGUCGUGCCCUGCCACCGGUCCGAGAAUUACUGGUCAGACAUUGGAACUCAGUCUGCCCACUCGGACUGCGCAGACGAAGAAGACUCAUUUGUGUCUGAUAGCUCCGACCAGGUCCAGGCUUGCGGUCGAGCCUGCUUCUACCAGAGUCGCGGUUUUCCGUUGGUUCGUUACGCCUAUAAUAUACCAAGGAUGAAAGACUGAGCAGACUAUGGACCUAUUCGUUGGGAAUAUAGCAGUGGUCGAAGAGCACAAACCAUUAACGACCUAACAUCAAAGGGAGCACUUUUAUAAGCCUGUCACUUAUAAAGAAGGGAAGCGGACAAAGGACGUCAGGACUCUUGAACAAGCCCUUUGUUGUCUAAGGGGCCAUGUUUCUUGCGCUGCAAGCAGUUACAUGCCUCUGCAGGAGACAGGAGUCUAAAGACUGACUGUUUGGACUACAAAUAAUUUGUAAACCAAAAUUUUGCCUGCAAUCGUUCUGUUUUGUCUGUCUUCGAAUCUACGUAACGUGUUGAUGUGUUUUUUUUCAUGUUUUUUUUUUUUUUUUCCCUACAGUAUAAUGUCUUUGUAUGUUAGCUCGGCGGCGGCAUAUUGAACCGCCAUGUAGUGCAGUGCUGAUAUUGAGGGAAUGUCAUUGUAUGAAGACAGUUGUUAGUAGCAUGUAGGUGUAGUAGCUCAGGAGGGAUACAAUCCCAGUCUGCGAUACUAUGAUCUUAAGCGUCUUUCCUAUGUCUGUAUGGAACGCUACACGAGGUCUAUCACAGCUAGUGGGGCCAUGCCGCCAUCUACACAUGCUGGCACCGGAGUGGUAGAUCGACAUCUAUCAGAGGUGUGCUCCAGCGGUCCUAUAGGUAAUCAUAGACCAAAAAUAAAAGGAAGUACAGUAUUAUCUAAUCUAUUAACGUUUUCAAGGGCUAGAAAUCUGCUAGGAACAGUAAUGGGUUUUCUAGCGAUACAGAAUAGGGCUGGUAGUCCGCCAAGCACAACUUGGGUAGAUAUGUAACCAAAUUGCUUUUUGGGGGGAUCCGCAAUAUUGUUAUACGCAUACAGCCGGUGCAUAUUGCAAACAGUACAUGACGUGAAACACAAACUAUUACUUGUGCCUUAUUGAGUACUACUUAAAGGGGUUGUCCAAGAAUGAAAACUUAUCACCUAUUCGAAGGCUUGGUGAUUAGUGCCGGGGGGGGUCUUACCACUGGGACCUUAAUCAAUCACAACAGUCGGAAGAUAGGAGGUCCUGUAUCCCCUCUUUUGAAUUGUUUGGCGGCCAAGUAAACGCACUGCCACUCCUAUUAGACAGCCAAAGUGCUUGCCUAUCUUUGGCAGUCACAUAGACUAGACCUGAGUACCAUGCUCAUGCUUCCCCUUCGGUCAAGUGGAGGACAUGGGACCCUCUCUAAUCAGUGGGGUCCCAGCAGGCGGAACUCUACCAAACAGACCCUUAUGCACUAUCCAGUUGUCCUUUUAAGGAUGAGCCUUCUAAGAGCCAUCCAAAGGGUCCUGAUUGGGCACCCACGUAAUAGUGGUCAGAUUGGCCAAAAAUCCAUCUGCCCUUACCAUAGUUAUCAACGUAUCUGAUAAUGACCCGGUUGCUUUCUCUUGAGGGCUUUUCAUGGCAAAACAGUCUACCAUAGAAGGCCUAGGUGCUUCGUGGUAGAAAUUCAGUCUGCCAUGGAAAUUCACAAAACAUGGUGCGGAAGAGUGAAAAUGAUGUGAAAUGGUGCCAAUAUAUAUAUUUUAUGGAAAGAAGUCUCCAUAAAAUUUCACACUGAUCAUUAUAGCAUCUGUGGGGUUGUACAAGGAGGAAAAUGGGUCUGCUUUUUUUUUUUUUUUUUCCCCUUCCCCUCCCAGAAAUGGCACCGCUGCUGUCCAUGGGCGGUGUAUUGCAACUCAUGCAAGUAAAUGCCGUACCAAAAUACAGCACAAUGACAGGUGCUGUUUUGGGGGUGUAAAUUGACUUAAAAGAAGUCAGACACCAUCAGUGGUGUCCAUAGAGGGUGCCUGGUUGCAUCGGGUGACAAUCAUCAGACGUCUCUGAACUCCUCCGAGGUGGAGCUUCAAUUAACAGUCACACAAUGUGUCUGUGCACACUGCCGAAUUGUAUGUAAACUCUGCAUAGAACGGACCAGAAAUCUAUGGCGCACACCCUCUUUUCCAGCACACUGGCUUCCAGCAGUCUGAACAGUGAAGUACAAUUUGCUUCCAAUCCAACGUGUGCCGCUGGGAACUGCGGCACUGGCACAGAUGGCAUUUUAAGGCUCCAUUCACACGUCCGUGGUGUGUUGCGGAUCCGCAACACACCCGCCUGGCACCCC
This is a messenger RNA of Bufo bufo (common toad), 5206 nucleotides long. It is a transcript of the gene LGR4, whose product is annotated as leucine rich repeat containing G protein-coupled receptor 4. The transcript is spliced from 18 exons. Gene Ontology annotation, cellular component: membrane. Lineage: Eukaryota; Metazoa; Chordata; Amphibia; Anura; Bufonidae. The record is from RefSeq and is a predicted model, not a curated record. Gene Ontology annotation, biological process: G protein-coupled receptor signaling pathway. Gene Ontology annotation, molecular function: protein binding; G protein-coupled receptor activity; protein-hormone receptor activity. Bases 213 to 3092 code for a protein of 959 amino acids.